Messenger RNA from Salvelinus namaycush (lake trout), 2150 nucleotides. It is a transcript of the gene dnai1.2, whose product is annotated as dynein, axonemal, intermediate chain 1, paralog 2. Gene Ontology annotation, cellular component: outer dynein arm. NCBI's taxonomy places the organism in Eukaryota, Metazoa, Chordata, Actinopteri, Salmoniformes, Salmonidae. Gene Ontology annotation, biological process: outer dynein arm assembly; cilium movement. The coding region runs from base 1 to 1944 and encodes 647 amino acids. The transcript is spliced from 18 exons. Gene Ontology annotation, molecular function: dynein light chain binding; dynein heavy chain binding. The record is from RefSeq and is a predicted model, not a curated record.
AUGCCUGUAGCUCACAAGACAGGAGCUGUGAAAUCCAAGCAGGAUGAGGAGGAUGGAACAGAAACGGGUGAAGGAGAUGAGUGGAUGCAAGGGAAGACUCUGAUCAAGCCACUUGACCAGCUGGAUCUCACCGAGGCUGAGUUAAAAGAGGAAUUCACCAGGAUCCUGACUGCAAACAACCCACAUGCCCCUCAGAAUAUCGUCCGAUACAGCUUCAAGGAACGUUCAUACAAGCCAAUCAGCAGUGUGGAUCAGCUGGCUGUCCACUUUGUGCUGGAGGGUAACCUGUUGCACCAGGACUCAGAUGAGGCACGCAGACAGAGGGCCAAACAGGGGGAUGUGGAGGAGGGCGGGGGAGAGGAGAGAGCUGACAGCGUGGAGUCCAAGGCUGGCAAGAAGGAGCAGAAAAUCACCAACCAGUUCAACUUCAGUGAGAGGGCCUCCCAAACCCUCAACAACCCACUCAGGGAAAGGGGAUGUCAGACAGAGCCCCCUCCUCGUGCAAACUUCUCAGCUACUGCCAAUCAGUGGGAGAUCUAUGACGUGUAUUUGGAGGUGCUGCAGAAGCAGGAGAAGAACAAGGAGAAGGCGAAAGCCGUCCCCAAGAAGGACGACGACAAAGGCAAGAAGAAGAUGAUGCUGGUGGAGACUCAGAGUGAUGACAUCACCAAAGUGGCCAAGGUGGCCAAGAUCAUCGAGCGGAUGGUGAACCAAAACACGUUUGACGACAUUGCACAAGAUUUUAAGUACUUUGAAGAUGCCUCUGAUGAGUACCGGGAGCAGGAGGGCACCCUUCUCCCCCUCUGGAAGUUUCAGUAUGACAAAGCCAAGAGGCUGUCUGUCACUGCCCUCUGCUGGAAUGAAAGCUACAAAGAUUUGUUUGCCGUCGGCCUUGGAUCAUACGACUUCACCAAGCAGGGGCGGGGCAUGCUGGUGUUCUACUCCCUGAAGAACUCCACUUUCCCUGAGUAUAUCUACCCCACGACGUCGGGCAUCCUGUGCCUGGACAUCCACAAGCACCUGCCCUACCUGGUGGCCGUGGGCUUCUACGACGGCUGCGUGGCCGUCUACAACCUCAAAGAAGAGACGCUGCAGCCCAUCUAUAAGAGCACCGCCAAGUCUGGCAAGCACACCGACCCCGUGUGGCAGGUGAAGUGGCAGAAGGACGACAUGGACAACAAUCACAACUUCUUCUCUGUGUCAUCUGAUGGCCGUGUGGUGUCAUGGACUCUUGUCAAGAAUGAGCUGGUCUUCACAGACAUCAUCAAGCUGUCGUUGGCGGGAGCUGUGUCAGAAGGACCAGAAGGCGUGCAACUUCCCAUCAUGGCUUGUGGAACAUCCUUCGACUUCCACAAACAGAUUGACUACCUCUUCCUGGUUGGCACGGAGGAGGGCAAGAUUCACAAGUGCUCCAAGGCUUACUCCAGCCAAUUCCUGGAGACCUACAAUGCCCAUAACAUGGCAGUGGACGCAGUUAAGUGGAACCACUUCCACACCAAGGUCUUUAUAUCCUGCAGCUCUGAUUGGACCGUCAAGAUCUGGGACCACACCAUCAAGACCCCAAUGUUCACCUUUGACCUGAACGCCUCUGUGGGAGAUGUGGCAUGGUCUCCUUACUCCUCCACUGUCUUCGCUGCAGUCACCACUGAUGGCAAGGUUCAUACCUUUGACCUUAGCAUCAACAAAUAUGAGGCCAUCUGCCAGCAGCCGGUGGUGGCCAAGAAAAAGACUAAGCUGACUCACAUUGAGUUUAACCCCGUCUACCCCAUCAUCAUCGUGGGAGACGACCGAGGAUAUGUCACCAGCCUCAAGCUCUCGCCUAACCUGCGCAAAAAACCCAAGGAGAAGAAGGGUCAGGAGCUGCCCAAGGGGCCUGAGGUGGAGAUCGCCAAGAUGGAGAAGCUGCUGAGUUUACUGCGGGAGCCAGAGAACAGCAAUGCUUAGAAACUAUGACAACACCAUGCAGGACUGUAGUCGCCCACUAUUUUUACUACUGCACUCCAGUUAUAAACCCACCACCAUUCAUGCCUUAUUCCUACUGUCUUAUGUCUUCUAAACCUACGAUACUAAAGCCACCGUUCCUUCCCAUGUUGAAGUACAGUGCUGUCUAUUGAAUCUGCAAUCUAGCCUACUGUUUUUCUCACUCUUGC